This is a messenger RNA of Phyllostomus discolor (pale spear-nosed bat), 1989 nucleotides long. Its product is annotated as lysine--tRNA ligase-like. The record is from RefSeq and is a predicted model, not a curated record. Gene Ontology annotation, biological process: diadenosine tetraphosphate biosynthetic process; basophil activation involved in immune response; lysyl-tRNA aminoacylation. The transcript has a single exon. Gene Ontology annotation, molecular function: lysine-tRNA ligase activity; ATP binding; tRNA binding. Gene Ontology annotation, cellular component: nucleus; aminoacyl-tRNA synthetase multienzyme complex; mitochondrion. NCBI's taxonomy places the organism in Eukaryota, Metazoa, Chordata, Mammalia, Chiroptera, Phyllostomidae. Bases 16 to 1809 code for a protein of 597 amino acids.
CAGGCCCCCAGGGAGAUGGCUACGGUGCAGCGGUCCGGAGAGAACGGGGAUGGUGGCGAACCAACACUGAGCAAGAAUGAGCAGAAGAGACGCCUGAAAGCUGAAAAGAAAAUGGUGGAGAAGGUGGCCACGCAGAAGGGGCUCAGUGAGAAACCACCGAGCCGGGCCCACGCUGCCACCGCUGCCCACACCACUGAUGACAAUGUGGGUCCCGAGGAGGAGGGCCUGGAUCCGAACCAGUACUACAAGAUCCGCAGCCACGCGGUCCAGCAGCUGAAGGCCAAUGGGGAAGACCCGUACCCACACAAAUUCCAUGUAGACAUCUCGCUGACUCACUUCAUCCAAGAAUACAGUCACCUGCAGCCUGGGGACCACCUGAGUGACGUCACCCUAAAGGUGGCAGGUAGGAUCCAUGCCAAAAGAGCUUCUGGGGGAAAGCUCAUCUUCUAUGACCUCCGAGGAGAGGGGGUCAAGUUGCAAGUCAUGGCCAAUUCCAGGAAUUAUAAAUCAGAAGAAGAGUUUAUUCAUAUCAAUAACAAACUACGCCAGGGAGACAUCAUUGGAGUUCUGGGGAAUCCUGGGAAAACCAAGAUGGGAGAGCUGAGCAUCGUGCCCCAUGAGAUCACAUUGCUGUCUCCUUGCUUGCAUAUGCUGCCUCAUCUGCACUUCGGCCUCAAAGACAAGGAAACACGGUAUCGUCAGAGAUAUUUGGACUUGAUCCUGAAUGACUCUGUGAGACAGAAAUUUAUCAUCCGCGCUAAGAUCAUCACAUACAUAAGAAACUUCUUGGAUGAGCUGGGAUUCCUGGAGGUCGAAACUCCCAUGAUGAACAUCAUCCCAGGGGGAGCGGUGGCCAAGCCUUUUAUCACCUACCACAAUGAGCUGGACAUGAACUUGUACAUGAGGAUCGCCCCAGAACUCUACCAUAAGAUGCUGGUGGUUGGUGGCAUUGACCGGGUGUAUGAGAUUGGACGCCAGUUCCGGAAGGAAGGAAUUGACAUGACUCACAAUCCCAAGUUCACCACCUGUGAGUUCUACAUGGCCUACGCAGACUAUCACGACCUCAUGGAAAUCACGGAGAAGAUGAUCUCUGGGAUGGUGAAGAGUAUUACAGGCAGUUACAAGGUCACCUACCAUCCAGAUGGCCCCGAGGGCCAAGCCUAUGAGGUUGACUUCACCCCACCCUUCCGGAAAAUCAGCAUGGUGGAAGAGCUUGAGAAAUCCCUGGGUGUGAAGUUGCCGGAAACCAACCUCUUGGAAACUGAAGAAACUCACAAAAUGCUUGAUGACAUUUGCGUGGCCAGAGCUAUUGACUGCCCUCCACCUCGGACCACAGCCAGGCUCCUGGAUAAGCUUGUGGGGGAGUUCCUGGAAGUGACGUGCGUCAAUCCCACCUUCCUCUGUGACCACCCGCAGAUAAUGAGCCCUCUGGCUAAGUGGCACCGCUCCAAAGAGGGUCUGACUGAGCGCUUCGAGCUUUUUGUCGUGAAGAAGGAGAUAUGCAAUGCCUACACCGAGCUGAAUGACCCGGUGAGGCAGCGGCAGCUUUUCGAAGAACAGGCCAACGCCAAGGCUGCUGGGGAUGACGAGGCCAUGUUCAUAGACGAGAACUUCUGCACUGCCCUGGAAUACGGGCUGCCCCCCACAGCCGGCUGGGGCAUGGGCAUUGACCGCGUCACCAUGCUGCUCACAGAUUCCAGUAACAUCAAGGAGGUGCUGCUGUUUCCUGCCAUGAAACCUGAUGAUAAGAAGGAAAAUGUAGCAACUGCUGAGACAGUGGACAGCACAAGAGCGGGCACUUCUGUCUAGAAAAGGAGCAUUGCAAGCCACGUAACUCAGGCAUCUUUGCACUUCUGCAGCAGGUUGAGGACGUGCUUGCAUGGUGCUACGCAUCUGACUAUCGAAGUUCAGUCCCAGAGGGAGAGAGAGAGGAAAGGAAUUAGACACCCCUCCUUUACUCCUCGUUACCAAGUAAACCGUUUGUCGCUU